Molecule: messenger RNA, 2586 nt
Organism: Fusarium redolens
Lineage: Eukaryota; Fungi; Ascomycota; Sordariomycetes; Hypocreales; Nectriaceae
Exons: 3
Coding region: 1-2586 (861 amino acids)
Biological process (GO): ribosomal large subunit export from nucleus; protein import into nucleus; mRNA export from nucleus
Cellular component (GO): nuclear pore
Molecular function (GO): protein binding; structural constituent of nuclear pore
Source: RefSeq, a predicted model, not a curated record
AUGCCUAAGGUCAAGAGCUAUUCGGCAGCUUGGCUGUCCAGCAACGCUCCCGGUCAUCGUCUGUUUGAACCAUCAUCCGAGGCAUCCAAGCCUCGUAGUUUGGAGUCAACAUAUUCCUCCAAGAAGAAAACCAUUCCUGGUCCGCGAAGAACCAUUGCUCAUCGAGGGACUGAAGUAUUUGUUGCUGUUGGCCGUGAAAUCCGUUGGGGUGAUCUUGCGUAUUUGAAGGAUGAAUGGGCGAAUCGUUAUUCGAAGAGAGGAUCAUCGCAAGGCAUUCGCAUCAAGCGCGAGGACUCGACACAGCCAUUCGAUGACGAGGACCUGGAGAGCGCUGCUGGAUUAAGGACAAUCAAGACACCCGUUGCCGACGACAUUCGACAGCUGGUCAUGUCCCCGAACUCGAACUUUUUGGCCAUUCUGACCACACAUACUGUCCAUAUCUGCGUGCUCCCUGAUCCUUCACACCUUACCAGUGAAGAUGCUGGUCCGCUUAAACCAAAGAUCUUCACACUUGGUCCAACCACUCACGUUACCUCUCGAUCUCCUAUCGUCUCGGCCCUCUGGCAUCCUUUAGGAGUCAGUGGCUCUUGUAUCGUUACGACUACUGCUGACGCUAUCGUACGUGUGUGGGAAUUGUCCACCACCGAUCGAUGGUCUUUCGACACACCUACUACGUCUGUCGACCUGAAGAAAUUGGUGGACGGUACGACUCUGGAUCAGGACUUUUCAGCCUCAGCAGCGGCCACCAAUACGGCCUUCUCACCUGAUUCGUUCGAAAUGGAGGUGGCUGCUGCCAGUUUCCCUACUAAAGGGGCUGGCGGCUGGAACCCCAUGACGUUGUGGGUGGCGAUGCGAGAAGGAGACGUUAUCGAGGAUGAUCCGGAUGUUGGAGAGCAGGAAAAGUUACUUGCCCAACAGCAACUAGAAUGGAUGGGAGAGCUAGAUUCCCAAGAGCCAACAAUUAUGGAGGGACCGAUUGGUGAGCCUGUGGCGGAAAUUUACACGCGACCAACUCGACCCGGAAUCGUCCCUCGCUUGCAAGGCCCUUUUGAGCUUCAGUCAGAUCCUGAUACAGGCGAUGAGCUGGAUACAUCGGUUACCGACAUGCUCGUCAUCGGCAAGAAGACAGAAACGGAGCAGCUUAUGAUGGGCGAAGAAGAGGAUUUGGAUAUGGAUGACGGGGACCAAGAAGGCCUUUCUCUGACCGUGAUCUGCCUCUUGUCAACGAGCGGUCAAGUUCGCGUAUAUCUUGAUCUCGAGGGUGUCCAGGCUCAGUGGCUGCCACCCAAGAACAAAAACAAACUUGGUCGGCUACUUGCUGAGGCUGAUACGCCAUCUCUUCUUUCCUUCCAGGCCAUUGAUACAAUGACACCCGUGGAAAUGAAUGAGGAUAGCUGGCCAGUUUUUAGUAACGAUGUCACAUCUCGUUACAACUUCUUUGUCACACAUCAUGCUGCGAUUACAUUUAUUUCUCUAACCUCUUGGAUCUUCCGCCUUGAGAGCGAGUUGAAUGGAGAUUCCGAAGCAGGAACUGACUUUAGAAUCGGCCUGCUUGUCAACUCUCAGUCGACAAGGGACCGCAUCUACUCACAGCCCACUGCUGAUAUUGCGGUGCCCUUAGCCGCAUGCAAUGUUCUGCGAGACCCUGACGUUGGAUACUUUCUCCUCUCAGCGACCCCGUACGAGCCCAUCGCCCUGACUUUUGACACACCAGAAGUCGAUCUUGCUCCAAUUCGCCAAGAAAGCCCCAGUUAUGAACGGGAAGCUAGCAUGGCACCACUGGACUUUUAUGAGCCUCGCCCCGUGUUCAACCCAUCUCAUACAUUUGAUGAGGGCUCUGCUCUGCCUACACUGCUUGAGAGGCUCCGCACAUCCCGUCACAAGACAGUUGUCAACCAGGAAGUAAGACUAAGCCCGCUUACGUUGCAAAUCUUUACCGAUGCGCAUAAGGUCUUGGCAGAUGAGACGCAUCGCCUUGGAAUGGCUGCGGCUGAAGUAUUCCGGCGAUGUGAGCUUCUUCAGAGUGAGCUUAAGCAACAAGUCAUGAAGGCGAACGAGGUAAAGGGUAAGAUCGACACAAUCAACGGGUCGCACCGCGAUGGAGAGGCGGAUAAUGCUAUGUACGAUCGGCGAGUUACUGCAGCAAGGGACCGCCAGGACCAGCUGACUGAGCGCCUUGAAAACCUACGCAAGAUUGUGGGUAAGGCGACCACGCGUGACUUGAGUGCCAAGGAACGUGCCUUUGUUGAGGAAGUGAAGUCGAUGGAAGCCAGCAUCUCGGCUCCGGAUUACGCGGAACUGGCAUCAGGCAAAGCCAAGGCGACACCGGCACCGGCACAGGCUAAACAGCUGUGGAAACGUCUGGAAGACAUUAAGCACCUGCAGGCUGAUCUUGCAGCCGAAGUGGAGGCCAUGAACAAGGCGACAGGGGACACGGAUGGGCCUGCUACACCUUCGGCCGAGUUACGGAUCCCACAAGAGGUUCGCCGGGCGAAGUUGCAGCAGGUCCAAGGACUUCUAUCAAGAGAAACAGCCUUGGUGGAUGCUGUCACUGCACGACUGGAACGGCUGCAAACCAGUGUCUGA